AUGGAGAAUGGUAAUGGACACGCUAAUGGUAAUGGGGCGUCUAAUGGACAUAUAGAGCCUCUUAGGUCCAUCUCUUAUAGGCCACGAGGUGGAGGAGCCCAUAUCCGUUACACCCCAACUGAUAGGCAUCCUCGGUGCCAGUGUAGGGCCACUUAUGCCUACCCCAAUGAGCUAGUACUAUCCCUGGAUGAUGAGCGUCGCCAGCUGAGGGACGCUAACUUCUCUUUUUCUCAGGAUGUAGAAGAGCUGAGUAUCAUGGUGGACACUCAGUUCGACCGCAUAGUAGAGUUAGAGCAGAGGGUAGCAGCGAAACAUGCUAGGCUGGAGGCCGCUCGCGUGGAGAUAGCGCGUCAGAGAGCGAGGGUGACUCGAUUGGCUGAAAGGAUACGUGAUAGGAGCGUCGGCAUCAGGGCAGAUGCCGCGAUGAUGAUAGAUGAGGCCACGAGAAGGGGCCGCGGGAGACCCACUAGACAACACCCGGAAGCGGGUAGAGAUAGAGAGCCUGAGGUCAACCCAGACCAAGGGCAAGGGGGCGGGGGCGGAGACGGAGUAGCCACCGCUAUUAACCAUAUCACUGACGUCCUAGAGCGCUUGACUGAACACCAAGCUGCUAGACCAGGGCGCCAUCAGGGAAGUCCAGUUGAUUCCGAUGAUCGGGCACUGGAAAGGUUCCUGAAGUUUGGACCCCCCAAAUUCUACGGAGGACCCGAGCCGGAAGUGGCCGAAGGCUGGUGGGAGAGGAUCACUGAGAUCUUCGCCGCCCUAAACUAUACGGAGGAACGAAAGGAAAGUUUAGCCGCCGUGAGAAUAGAUACUUUCGCAGAUGCUGUCGAAAGAGCUCAGAGAGUUGAAGUAGCUAGAGCUCAAGUGAAAUCUUUUCAAGCUAAGAAAAGAUUUACCCCCAGCAGUAGUCGAGAGCCGACGUAUGGAAAUACUCCACCGGCUAAGAUGGGCCGAGGAACUGGCGGAAUGACUAGUCCCGGAGCACCGCGAGGUGCGCAAGCAAGGGGAACCGGGGCCAGAAAUGCAGGGGGAAGAAACAAUGGAAAUAGAGGGGGACCGAUUGGAAGAGGACAACCUAGGAAUACCUCGCAAGGAGGCCGAGCCAUAAUUCCCCAAAUGACUUGUGUAUACUGUAAGAAACCUGGUCAUACUAUGGAUAGCUGCUGGAAGAGGCAAGGAAAGUGCUUGAAAUGCGGAAGUAGCGAGCACCAGAUUUCCGGAUGUCCAUCAAUGCAAGGUGGGACUACCCCAAAUGCUAGACCAAACACUUCUGGAGGGAGCCGGCCGACAGUUCCUGCCAGAGUGUAUGCUAUAGGUGACCAACCUGUACCUGAUGCCUCGGAAGUGGUGGAAGGUACACUCCCGAUCUUUCACCGAUUAGCUAAAGUGUUAAUUGACCCUGGUGCAACCCAUUCAUUCGUUAAUCCAUCCUUUAUGUCUGGAAUAGAUGUGCAACCUGUUAAAUUACCCUUCGAUCUUGAAGUUAGAACACCCAUGGGUAAUAAGAAUGUAAUCACUAGUCUGGCUUAUAAGAAUUGUGAAUUCUGGAUUGGAGAGCGUAAAAUGCUAGUGGAUUUGAUCAGUCUGGACAUAAAAGGUUACGAUGUUAUAAUAGGAAUGGAUUUUCUAGGCCAUCAUCAUGCUAAACUUGACUGCCGAGCGAAAGUGGUGGAAUUUUGUAUACCUGGUGAAGCAACCCUGAGGUUAGAUGUCAAGGGUAGGUUAGCAUCAUCUGCUAUAAUCUCAGGAAUUCGAGCUAGGAAAAUGUUGUCUAAAGGAGCGCAAGGUUUCUUAGCUUUCUUGAUAAACGCUCCCAGUGAUCAAGUGAAGCUGGAGGAUGUACCAGUGGUACGGGAAUUUUCGGAUGUUUUUCCCGAAGAGCUAAGGACUUUACCGCCGGAAAGAGAAGUGGAAUUUAAGAUUGACUUGAUGCCUGGAACGGCUCCAAUUUCUAAGACCCCGUAUCGAAUGGCUCCUGCUGAACUAAAAGAAUUGAAAAUCCAAUUACAGGAUCUAUUGGAGAAAGGUUUUUGUAUCGAUUACCGAGGGUUAAAUGAGGCUACAAUUAAGAAUAAAUACCCUCUACCGUUGAUUGAUAGCUUGUUCGAUCAACUGCAAGGGUCAGUAGUCUUCUCUAAGCUGGAUUUAAGGCAAGGGUACUAUCAGUUGAAGAUCAGGAAGGAAGAUAUACCUAAGACUGCUUUUAGUACGAGAUAUGGACAUUUUGAGUUUGCAGUCAUGCCUUUUGGAUUAACCAACGCACCAGCUGCUUUCAUGGAUCUGAUGCAGAGAAUUUUUAAGAAGUAUCUAGAUCAAUUUGUAGUGGUUUUCAUAGAUGAUAUCUUGAUUUACUCUAAGACCCGAGAAGAACAUACUAAGCACUUAGAGGUGGUUUUGCAGAUACUAAGAGAACAUAAGCUGUAUGCCAAAUUCAGCAAGUGUGAGUUUUGGUUGACUGAAAUAUCUUUUCUAGGGCACAGAGUCUCUGAAGAUGGAAUUGCCGUGGAUCCGGCAAAAGUUGAGGCCGUUACGAAUUGGAAACAACCAAAAACUCCAACUGAAGUUAGAAGUUUCUUGGGCUUAGCAGGUUAUUAUAGGCGAUUUAUCCAGGAUUUCUUGAAAAUUGCAGGACCUAUGACUGAGUUAACCAAGAAAGGAGCCAAGUUUGUCUGGACUCCGAAGUGUGAGUCAAGUUUUCAGGAACUAAAGAAGCGGUUAACAUCCGCUCCCGUUUUAGUUUUACCUGAUGGAGGUGAAGGUUAUACUGUAUAUUCUGAUGCUUCCAGAGAAGGUCUGGGAUGUGUUUUAAUGCAAAUGGGUAAGGUAGUUGCUUAUGCUUCUAGGAGAUUGAAACCCCACGAACAGAACUACCCAACUCAUGACCUAGAACUAGCCGCAGUAAUUUUCACCUUGAAGAAAUGGAGACACUACUUGUACGGCGUGACUUUUGAGGUUUUUACGGAUCAUAAGAGUCUCAAGUACUUGUUCUCCCAAAAGGAGCUGAAUUUGAGACAAAAGCGAUGGGUAGAAUUUCUGGAAGAUUACGACUGCUCGAUUAAUUACCAUCCAGGAAAAGCCAAUGUGGUGGCUGACGCUCUAAGUAGGAAGGCCCAAGUAGCAGGGUUAAUGGUAAAUGAGUGGGAUAUGUUAGAAGAAAUAAGUGGCUGGAACCCUCGCUUGGAGAAAUUGAAGGUUUUAUUUGGGAACUUAUCAUUGAAGUCACCUUUACUAGAGCGUAUUAAGGAAGCCCAAAAAACGGACCCUAUGAUUCGGAAGAAUUUGGAGAAAGUGCAAAAAGGGGAAACCCUAGACUUCAAAUUAGGGCCUGAGGGGGUAUUGAGGUUUCGAGAUCGAAUUGUGAUUCCGGCAAAUGAGGAGUUAAGGAAAGAAAUUUUAGAAGAAUCACAUCGAUCGAAGUAUACUAUACACCCAGGGGUGACUAAGAUGUAUCACGAUGUAAAGGGAUUAUACUGGUGGGAAGGUUUGAAAAAGGACGUGGCAGCAUUUGUACAAAGAUGCUUGAUCUGCCAACAAGUGAAAGCUGAACAUCAGAAGCCCUCUGGUUUACUGCAACCGUUAGAAAUCCCUGAAUGGAAAUGGGAACACAUAACAAUGGAUUUUGUAACGGGCUUACCUAAAAGUCAAAAAGGUUUUGAUGCAAUUUGGGUAAUAGUCGAUCGACUUACUAAGUCUGCACACUUUUUACCUGUAAGCAUGAGUUUUACAUUGGAAAAAUUUGUCAAGUUGUACUCAGAAGAGAUCCUAAGCUAUCAGGCUUCGAUUCAGAUGGCACCAUAUGAGGCUUUAUAUGGAAGAAGGUGCCGAUCUACGAUUCACUGGGAUGAAGUUGGAGAAAAGAAAGUCGUAGACCCUACAGCUAUACCUUGGAUCGAGGAAGCACAGGAAAAAGUAAAACUUAUUAGAGAAAGGCUUCAAGUUGCCCAGAGUAGAUAA
Messenger RNA from Coffea arabica (coffee), 3957 nucleotides. Lineage: Eukaryota; Viridiplantae; Streptophyta; Magnoliopsida; Gentianales; Rubiaceae. The record is from RefSeq and is a predicted model, not a curated record.